AUGGUGAAUUAUUGUCGUGUUAACGGGUGUCAUAACAGAUCAAAUAGAGAAAGUCAAUUGUCAUAUUACAGGUUGUCUGAAGUUAUUGUAAACCAGGGUGAAACGACGCAGAAAUAUGCAGAAGAAAGACGAAUGGUUUUGUUAGCAAAAUUAGACCAAGAUUUCUCGGGGAAAAACCUGAAAAACAUCCGAGUUUGCUCAGCUCAUUUUCUGUCAGGCAAAAGAGCUGAUCUCUAUGACAGAGACAAUCGGGACUGGGCUCCAACAGUGAACAUGGGUAGCAAACCAGCUGCAAUGAAAGAUCGUUACGAACGCAGGAUUAUGAUAGAGAAUUAUUCUUUUACGAGCGAUGCUGCAUGCAAUCAACAGAUGACAGCCCAGAUUCCAGCCAUGAUCCCUCAAUUUCUACCGUUAACUCAAGCUGCAGGUCAACAAGUGGUUUUAGACAUGUCUGGAACAAAUCCACAUGAAAGUAUUUUAUUGACAAUGGCUCAACUUCUGGUGCAGGGAACCAAAUUGCCACAGUCUGCCACCAUGCCAGGAACCAGUCUAAAAUCUGAUUUUAGGGGAGGUAAUCAGCUGGACAAAAUCAAUUCCACUGAUGGUAUAAAAUCAGAAAAUGUGUCUAAAGAAGAAAAGAAAGCAGAUAUAGUGUUUACUCUUGGGUCAAGCACACUUAGUGCAGAAGAACAACUGAAGAAAUUUGUUAGUUCAAGUCAAGCCUCACGAAAUCAGGCCUACUAUGUUGUUGUAAAUAAAGGGGAGAAAAAUGAGAGGGCAUUCUUGAUUGAACCAAACAAAAAAGGAAAAUCUAAACCUAACACGAAAAGGAAAAUUAAAACAGAGAAAAAUGAUGACAGUCUAGUUAAAACACUAGAUACAGUCAAAACAGAGCCGGACAAAAAACCAGUCAAGGUAGAACAGGAAGUGGUGGUACCUGAUUCCUCUACAGGAGAUCCAGAACCUCAGAACAAGUUCCUAAAAUUUUGCCAGCUUCCAAAAACCCCAGCUAAAGUUCCAGUUGCAGCUGUUACACCUCAGAGACAAUCUGAACAGGAAAUCAAAACAGAAACUGCUGACUCUGUGAAAGAAGAACCAUCAUGUAGUUUUACACAAACUAUGUCAAACACUUCACAAAAUCCUCUAACUACAUCAACCAUAAGACAGUUACAGCCAACAUGUACAUCCCCUGUACUCUUUGAAGAUGGCCAGACAGAUGUACCAGCUCCUGAUUGUGUAAAUAAAACAAAUAACCUUGCUGAUUUAGAUAAAGAACAUAGCACGAAGAAGAAACCAAUUUUCAAGAAAAGGAAUUCACUUUCUACAAAAACGCUUAAAUCUGAGAUUGAGUACUGUAAGGGAACUUCAAAAGAUGGAGAUAGUAAUAUUGAUGGAGAAAUUAAUAUUAAUGAAGUAAAUGAUGAUAAAGAUAAUGCUGAUGAUUUUAAAGAAGAGAGUAAAGGUGGAGGAAGGAUUAAGUCUACAACAAGAGGGAAGGUAGAUAUGUCAGUGGUAGAUAAAGUUAAACAGGGUAGAAAGAAGUCAGGUGAUGUUCUACAAGAAACAAAAGAUAAAAAGAAUGUUGUUGAGGAAUUAUUAGAUGGAGAAUCGGCUUCAGGUAAUAAUGUGAAUUCGGAUGAGGAGUUUCUCAAUACCAGAAGACGUGGUGGAAGGAAACGUAAAUCAACAAGUAAAUUUCAAGAGUGGUCAAAGCGGUCCAGAAAAGGUGUCACAUACGAUGAUAAUGAAAACACUGAUGAAAAAGAAAAUAAGGCCAGAAACCAGUGUUUAUCAUGCAUAAAAUGUGGUAAACAGUUGUUACCACUAGGUCAAUAUGAGAAGCAGAAAAAACAUCCAGAAUUUUUGUCUUGUGUUUUCAAGAAGAACACAGAGUUGAUAUAUUUUCCCAACAUGAAGACCAAGGAUUGCCAAUUACAAACAGUUGAAUCUGAAACAAAUAACAAAGGAUUAUUGUUGAACAGUGUAUAUGACGAGACAUUAGGAUGUUGUAUACAGUAUUUACAAUGUAGACAAUGUAAGAAUGAUACAGUGAUUGGAGCUAGAGUUCUGCUGGCAGAUUCUACCUCGCAAUAUACAACUGGACAGACAUGGAUUCUUUCAUCAGCUGCUAAGUUAUGA
This is a messenger RNA of Ruditapes philippinarum (Manila clam), 2139 nucleotides long. RefSeq lists its product as uncharacterized. NCBI's taxonomy places the organism in Eukaryota, Metazoa, Mollusca, Bivalvia, Venerida, Veneridae. Bases 1 to 2139 code for a protein of 712 amino acids. The transcript is spliced from 9 exons. The record is from RefSeq and is a predicted model, not a curated record.